AUGAAUUCCACGGACCCAGCUAAUACCACGGACCAAUCGCCUCGGCAGCCUAAAGCUGUUGUUUUCGACCUUCUCACUGCUUUGUUGGAUUCAUGGACCCUUUGGGACCAGUCCACGCCAUCUGGAACGCAUGACGAAGGCAUGCUAUGGCGCCAGCGCUACCUCGAAGUCACCUUUGGCACCAACAAGUAUGUUCCUUAUGAGUCGUUGGUAGCCAAGGCGGCGCAAGACGUUGGCCUCCCAUCGUCGGCACCAGAGGCUCUUUUGGCCAAUUGGAGGCAGCUAAAGCCGUGGCCAGAGGUGCCUGGCGUGCUAGAGAGGCUAAAGGCAAAGGGAUACAAGCUUGGUGUGGUCACCAACUGCUCCGUGCGUCUGGGACGCAUAGCGGCUCACCAGGCCGGUCAAGGCAUUUUCGACGCUGUUGUCACAGGCGAGGAGAGCGGCUACUAUAAGCCCACGGCUGAAGCAUACCGUGCCAUCUUGGAGCCUCUGGGUGUUGAAGCCAAGGAUGUCUUAUUCGUCGCAGGCAGCGCGGGAGAUGUCGCCGGUGCUACUCGUGCCGGUAUGAAGGUGGUUUGGCAUAACAAGAUUGGUCUGCCAGCACGAGAUGAUGUCCAGCCGAUGCGCGAGGCUACUACACUAGAUGAAGCACUGGUCGACUUUUUAUGA
[Torrubiella] hemipterigena is the source of this 669-nucleotide messenger RNA. The record is from the annotation of a GenBank genome assembly. Lineage: Eukaryota; Fungi; Ascomycota; Sordariomycetes; Hypocreales; Clavicipitaceae.